AUUUUUAUUUUAUUUUUAUAAAAAGUCUGCUUGUGAAUAUUCAAAAUUAAAAACUACACUUUUGGAACUAGGCCCAUAAUUUAUACAUCGAUAACAAAUCCACAACAAAAACUAUCGAUAUGUACUCAAUGCUACGAUGGCCACUACGACUGCUGACUCUGGGCAGAAGUCGCGAAAACAGCGCCUUGAGCAUAGCUAUACAACAGCCGAAGGGAACGUACAUCAAUAAAAUGGAUGGGAAACGUGCUUUGAUCGUCCUGGCACCAGGGGCCGAAGAAAUGGAGUUCACCAUUGCUGCGGAUGUGUUACGCCGCGCGGGCAUAAUUGUGACGGUAGCUGGACUGGAAGGCAGCGAACCAGUCAAAUGUUCGCGUGACGUGAUGAUUGUGCCGGAUAAGUCGUUGGAGGACGCUGUUACGGAACAGGUAUACGAUGUUAUUGUUUUACCCGGCGGUCUGGGUGGCUCCACCGCCAUGAGCAACUCGAAGGCAGUUGGCGAGCUGCUGCAAAAACAGGAAUCGGCAGGGCGCCUAAUCGCAGCUAUAUGCGCAGCUCCCACAGCGUUGGCCAAGCACGGCAUCGCCACUGGCAAAUCCCUGACUUCGUAUCCAGCUAUGAAGCCGCAGCUGGUUGAGAAAUACUGCUAUGUGGACGAUCAAAAUGUCGUCCAGGAUGGCAAUUUAAUAACCAGCCGUGGACCCGGCACAGCGUACGAAUUCGCCUUGAAAAUAUCUGAGCAACUCGCGGGUACGGCCAAAGCACAGGAGGUAGCCAAAGCCAUGCUGUUGAGCUACAAUUAAAUUAUUUAUAUGAUAUUAAAAUCCAAGACAAAAAAGUGAUAACUAAAUAAAGUUAAAAUAAAAACAA
Drosophila mojavensis is the source of this 867-nucleotide messenger RNA. It is a transcript of the gene DJ-1alpha, whose product is annotated as protein dj-1beta. Gene Ontology annotation, cellular component: nucleus; cytosol. NCBI's taxonomy places the organism in Eukaryota, Metazoa, Arthropoda, Insecta, Diptera, Drosophilidae. The record is from RefSeq and is a predicted model, not a curated record. Gene Ontology annotation, molecular function: protein deglycase activity. Gene Ontology annotation, biological process: guanine deglycation, glyoxal removal; protein deglycation, glyoxal removal. The transcript has 3 exons. Bases 120 to 800 code for a protein of 226 amino acids.